This is a messenger RNA of Prunus mume (Japanese apricot), 1315 nucleotides long. RefSeq lists its product as uncharacterized. NCBI's taxonomy places the organism in Eukaryota, Viridiplantae, Streptophyta, Magnoliopsida, Rosales, Rosaceae. The record is from RefSeq and is a predicted model, not a curated record.
ACAAAAGUUUCCAUCAAAUCCCACGCAAAAUCCUGAAAAAAAGUGUAAAAGCUUGAUAGAGAGGAAGCUGUAAUGGGACCCACUUUCUUUCCGUGGGCCCAGCGCAUGACGUGGUGAGAGGUCAGACCUGGACGGACCGACCUCGAUGUAGCUUUGAGGAACCAAACCCCCUGUUCUGCAACAAAGUGAAAAAUUGUGAAAACCAAAAGAACCCCAAAUGUGUAUAGCUGUGUUCGAAUGGCAAAAUCACCCAAUUUACCCGCUCCUUCUGUUGUUCAACAGGGACGAGUUUAAAAGCAGGCCAACAAAGCCUUUGGCAUGGUGGGAAGGAGGGAAGAUCUUAGGGGGAAGAGAUGGGCUGGCAGGAGGGACAUGGCUGGCUUGUAACAGAGAUGGCAAGGUGGCUUUUAUCACAAAUGUUAGAGAAGUUGAGAAACUUGCUCAAGCUAAGAGCAGAGGGGACCUCCCAGUUCGGUUCUUGGAGGGCAAAAAGAGUGCCAUGGAGUUUGCUGAGGAAGUUGCGGAGGAGGCAGGUCAGUACAAUGGGUUUAAUCUGAUCUUGGCUGAUCUUUGUUCCAAGGCCAUGGUUUAUGUAACCAACAGACCAAAGGAGGACAAAAGUUUUGUCACCGAGGUCUCACCUGGGAUUCAUGUACUGUCAAAUGCAAAGCUAGAUUCUCCUUGGCCGAAGGUUCAACGACUAGGCGACAGUUUCAAAGAGCUAUUACGCGAACACGGUGGCGACAAUGAUCUUCCAAUGAAAGAAAUGGUUGAAAAACUGAUGAUGAACACGAUUAAAGAUGAUGAAGAAAGCUUGCUGCCUCACGUUUAUCCUCCAGAACUGGAAUACCAUUUGAGUUCCAUAUUUGUAGAGAAAGCCCCUCAGCUGGGACAUUAUGGCACCAGAAGCACAUCAGCAUUGUGUGUGAAGACAAGUGGGGAAGUUAUCUACCAUGAGAGAUAUCUGGAAAAUGAACUGUGGAAAGAAGGGACAGUAACUUAUCACAUGGACACGGAUAGAGGAGAAGAAGAAAAAUAGUUUAUGGUUCCUUUGCUAACCUUAAACCCCAUCCCAUCUGGGAUUUUUCAGACAAAAGGCUUCAUUAUUGUGGCUAGUUCAGAUUUUACAGAUUCCGUCUCUGCUUACAUGUGGGUUUAUGGUGCCUUAAACUUAUCACUGAGAUAUGUUCAUCUGAAAGGUUCGACCCCCCUUCCCAAUAUCGCAAGCUAGCUUAUAUCAAAAGAAAGAUAUGUUCAUAUGUGUAAACUAUCUGUUUCAUCAUUAAUCAAUAACAUAAGCAUGAGGAUCUCACAG